AGGACUUCUUCCCAAAGAGGAGCUACUCACAAGUGCCAUAGCACACGAAAGGGACAUCCUAGCGAUUCAUCCACCUUCAUCAACCCACCAUGUCUGCCCUUCAGCAAAUCAUCCUGCAUCCUUAUCUGAGCCAGACGCUCCGCUUCUGGUCCACGACGGUAGGACGAGACAAGACCUACCGAACUGUGCAGUACCUUGCCCGAUUCCUGGCAUGGUACGAGUACAGAAAGGGAGCCACAAAGGAGACGGUUGCUCGUUUGACCAACCUGAAGAGCUCUUUGGCUCUGAGCAGGAAGCUGAUGCGAACGGGCAAGUUCCUGGAGCAUAUGCAGGCUGCUCUCAAGGCCGUCUCUAUUCAGGACCCCUUUGUCAGCUACACUGCCCUGGGUAGGCAGGUGAGCUAUGCCGGGUACCUCAUGCUGGACACCUUGCAGUGGGUGCAUGGUUCCAAGGCGUACCAAUUCGCCCCAGACACGUACAAGAAGAUCUCCAAGAACGCCUCUCGCUUCUGGCUCGCCGGCCUCCUCUUCUCCCUCGUAUCUGGCACCUACAAGACCAAUGCCCUGCGCCAACGACGUGCCGCCGCUCUUCGCCCACGAGCCACUUCUGAGAAGGAAGCAGAGAGGAAGGUGGAGCUGCAGCAGAUCAAGAAGGAGGCAAGCAGUGUACAGUGGCAGAUGAUCCAGGAUGCUCUGGACGUCGCCAACCCUGCCACGGGAGCCGAGAUUCUCAACGUCGACGACGGAAUGAUUGGUCUGCUUGGUCUCGGAUCUUCCAUCAUGGGUGCUAUGACCCAAUGGCAGGCAGUCAACGGUGGUGCGGCGGCUGCGAAGAAGUAAAGACGAAGCGCACGAAUCGCUUGCGCUUUGGGGCCAGAAGCGCAAUGCUGUCUAGCCCACCGUGGGAGUUUGAGACACCCGAUU
Messenger RNA from Microstroma glucosiphilum, 923 nucleotides. Its product is annotated as peroxisomal biogenesis factor 11. The transcript is spliced from 5 exons. The coding region runs from base 90 to 839 and encodes 249 amino acids. The record is from RefSeq and is a predicted model, not a curated record. Gene Ontology annotation, cellular component: peroxisomal membrane. NCBI's taxonomy places the organism in Eukaryota, Fungi, Basidiomycota, Exobasidiomycetes, Microstromatales, Microstromataceae. Gene Ontology annotation, biological process: peroxisome fission; regulation of peroxisome size.